Molecule: messenger RNA, 1276 nt
Organism: Vidua chalybeata
Lineage: Eukaryota; Metazoa; Chordata; Aves; Passeriformes; Viduidae
Product: ovocalyxin-32-like
Exons: 6
Coding region: 68-865 (265 amino acids)
Molecular function (GO): metalloendopeptidase inhibitor activity
Source: RefSeq, a predicted model, not a curated record
GCCCGGGCCCCGCUAUUUGUACGGGAGCGGCGCCGAGCCCGCCCCAGUGCCCGCCGCUGCCCGCACCAUGCCGGGGCUCCGCGCCUCACCGCCCGCCUUCCUGCUGCUCCUCGUGCUCGUCGUUCCCCGGGGCAGCCUCGCCGUGCUGGAGCCCGACAGCCGCUCGGCCGCGGCGGCGGCGCGGGUGGCCCUGCAGUACCACAACUUCCAGGCGGGAUCCCUCGGCGGGCUCAGGGCGCUCGGGCAGGUCCGCAAGGCUACGCUGAAGAACAUCCCAGAGUCUGGCCACAAGUAUUACCUGCAGUUCAGCACUGAGGACUACAGGACUGGGGAAGAUGCUGGGAACUGCCUGGCUACAGUGCUGUAUCCAAAGAAAAAGUCUCGUCCUGUUGUCAGCAUCAAGUGCUCCCACACCAAAGACAAGGAGGAAAUCCAGGAAGAGGACAACAGAUUUUACCAAAUGAUCAGGCACCAAAGCAAACCAAUAACUGCAAACAACAUUCCAGACAGCUAUGGCAACAUUGAGCCUGCCCUGGAGCCAGUGUGGGCUCUGGCUGUGGCUGGCAGCAGCUCCAUCAUGUGGGAAAAGUCCACGGAGACCUUGGGAUACUUCCUGGCCCAAGUGAAGUCCGCGAGGCAGUGGAUCAGGAAAGAUGAUUUUAUUGAGUUUGACUACACUGUGCUACUACAUGAAAUCCCAACCCAGGAAAUCAUUUCCUGCCACAUGCGCCUGACGUGGCUCCCCGGGCAGCCUCUGAAAGUGAAACAUUUCUGCGCCUCCCAGGGCCACGGUGCAGAUGAGGGAUCUGGGGCAGAGUCUGGGUCAGCUGCUGGGCCUUCAGCUGGAAAGGGAGCCAGUUUUUAAGUGAAAUCCUCUGUUCUGUGGAUAUGGAUCCAGUCAGCAAGUCCUUGUGUGGACAGACCUGGAGCUGGGAUCAUCCUUCCAUGCAAGUCAGCGACUGGGAGUGGUUUCACUGAUUGUUCUGUGCCAAAAUCAAUUCCUGUCACUUCUUCAACUGCGAGAUUCAAGCUCUGCAGCUCCGCCUGAACCCUCUGCUACUCCAUAUAUACACAGAUGAACAUACAGCAGUUGAUUUGAUGUCACUAAUUAACUGUUACUUAAGCGUUUGUAAACAAAAUUAAUAUAUUUGGAUAAAAAUCGUGAGCAAAGUGUUAAUCUGUCACUAAGAGAGAUUUGCCUACUAUUUUUUGUCAUGUUUUGGGCUAGAAUGAUGCUGAUUUUUAACUCACAUCUCCAAUAAACCAAAUGCCAUCA